Molecule: messenger RNA, 2431 nt
Organism: Cebus imitator (Panamanian white-faced capuchin)
Lineage: Eukaryota; Metazoa; Chordata; Mammalia; Primates; Cebidae
Gene: RIOK1
Product: RIO kinase 1
Exons: 18
Coding region: 214-1917 (567 amino acids)
Biological process (GO): maturation of SSU-rRNA
Cellular component (GO): preribosome, small subunit precursor; cytosol
Molecular function (GO): ATP binding; protein serine/threonine kinase activity
Source: RefSeq, a predicted model, not a curated record
GGGGCGGGGCUUCCGGUUGGGGAGCCAGGGCGGCCUGUCAGCGGCGUAGCAGUUGGUCAGGUUUUCCUGUCGCACGUGGUGGCUACUGUUGGCUUCUGAAUGGUUUGUAAGGCGGAGAUCCACGCCGAAGCCGUUGGAUCGGUCGCGGGUACAUCCGUUUGAGCCGUUUCUGUCUCAGUGCAAAGCGGCGGCCUCCGGCGGCGCCUUUCAGUCAUGGACUACCGGCGACUGCUCAUGAGCAGGGUGGUCCCCGGGCAGUUCGACGACGCGGACUCCUCCGACAGUGAAAACAGAGACUUGAAGACAGUCAAAGAGAAGGAUGACCUUCUGUUUCAAGACCUUCAAGACAAUGUGAAUGAGAAUGGUGAAGGUGAAAUAGAAGAUGAGGAGGAGGAGGGUUAUGAUGAUGACGGUGAUUGGGACUGGGAUGAAGGAGUUGGAAAACUUACCAAGGGUUAUGACUGGAAUGGAGCAAGCAACCCACAGGCAAAUCGACAGACUUCCAACAGCAGUUCAGCCAAAAUGUCUACUCCAGCAGACAAAGUCUUACGGAAAUUUGAGAAUAAAAUUAAUUUAGAUAAGCUAAAUGUUACUGAUUCUGUCAUAAAUAAAGUCACCGAAAAGUCUAGACAAAAGGAAGCAGAUAUGUAUCGCAUCAAAGAUAAGGCAGACAGAGCAACUGUAGAACAGGUGUUGGAUCCCAGAACAAGAAUGAUUUUGUUCAAGAUGUUGACUAGAGGAAUCAUAACAGAGAUAAAUGGCUGCAUUAGCACAGGAAAAGAAGCUAAUGUUUACCAUGCUAGCACAGCAAAUGGAGAGAGCAGAGCAAUCAAAAUUUAUAAAACUUCUAUUUUGGUGUUCAAAGAUCGGGAUAAGUAUGUAAGUGGGGAAUUCAGAUUUCGUCAUGGCUAUUGUAAAGGAAACCCUAGGAAAAUGGUGAAAACUUGGGCAGAAAAAGAAAUGAGGAACUUAAUCAGGCUAAACACAGCAGAGAUACCAUGUCCAGAACCAAUAAUGUUAAGAAGUCAUGUUCUUGUCAUGAGCUUCAUUGGUAAAGAUGACAUGCCUGCACCACUCUUGAAAAAUGUCCAGUUAUCGGAAUCCAAGGCUCGGGAAUUGUACCUGCAGGUCAUUCAAUAUAUGAGAAGAAUGUAUCAGGAUGCCAGACUCGUCCAUGCAGAUCUCAGUGAAUUUAACAUGCUGUACCACGGUGGAGGCGUGUAUGUCAUUGAUGUUUCUCAGUCGGUGGAGCACGACCACCCACAUGCCUUGGAGUUCUUGAGAAAGGACUGUGCCAAUGUCAAUGAUUUCUUUAUGAAGCACAGUGUUGCUGUCAUGACUGUGCGGGAGCUCUUUGAAUUUGUCACAGAUCCAUCUAUUACACAUGAGAACAUGGAUGCUUAUCUCUCAAAGGCCAUGGAAAUAGCAUCUCAAAGGACCAAGGAAGAAAGGUCUAGCCAAGAUCAUGUGGAUGAAGAGGUGUUUAAGCGAGCAUAUAUUCCUAGAACCUUGAAUGAAGUAAAAAAUUAUGAGAGGGAUAUGGACGUAAUUAUGAAAUUGAAGGAGGAGGACAUGGCCAUGAAUGCCCAACAAGACAAUAUUCUAUACCAAACUGUCACAGGAUUGAAGAAAGAUUUGUCAGGAGUUCAGAAGGUCCCUGCACUCCUAGAAAAUCAAGCGGAGGAAAAGACUUGUUCUGAUUCAGAAGAUAUUGGAAGCUCUGAGUGCUCUGACACAGACUCUGAAGAGCAGGGAGAUCAUGCCCACCCCAAGAAAUACACCACUGACCCCGACAUUGAUAAAAAGGAAAGAAAAAAGAUGGUCAAGGAAGCCCAGAGAGAGAAAAGAAAAAACAAAAUUCCUAAACAUGUGAAAAAAAGAAAGGAGAAGACAGCCAAGACGAAAAAAGGCAAAUAGAAUGAGAACUGUGUUAUGUACAGUCAUUUUCAUCAGUUACUUUUCUUGCCUGCAUCUAGGGUAAGGUACUUUUCUUACCCUAAGCUGCAUUAGGGUAAGGUACUUUUCUUACCCUAAGCUGCAUCUGGAAGAUGGCUUAUUGAUUUUAACCAAAUUGUCUUCACGGUACUGUCUGUGAAGACUGAUUCAAAUGUUUUCAUGUAAUUAUGUAAAAAGCUCUAAGCUCUAGAGUCUAGAUCCAGUCACUGACUCUGUCUGGUGUUGACAGAGGAUUUAUUUAAGCUAUUAUUUUAAUGAAGAACCCUGUACAUUUUUAUUUUUAUGUAUUUUCUCCUACAAAAAUGUUUUUGGAAGCGUGAUCAAUAUUUAAAUGUAGACAGCAUCUGUAACUCUUACAUGAGUGUCCAGAGGCAUUCAUGGGAGAAUUGGUUUUGCUUUCUCUAUAUGCACCGGAGACCCACCUGAGGUCAUCUCAUUAGAAGGCCAUGUUUAUAUAAUGGGAAUUUCACUCACA